Messenger RNA from Parnassius apollo (apollo), 1221 nucleotides. The record is from the annotation of a GenBank genome assembly. Lineage: Eukaryota; Metazoa; Arthropoda; Insecta; Lepidoptera; Papilionidae.
AUGACUACUGCAAACAUUACCAGUGGGUUCAGAGCGACCGGUCUUUAUCCACUUAAUCCUAAUGCAAUACCAGAAACUGCUUUUGCCCCAUCAAUUUUAACCCAACGAUCAAUCCAUUCAGUCUUGUCAAAUGAAAAUGAAGUACUUGGACAUCCUUCACCAAACUCCGAUACUGCAAUGGACACACAUGAGGACUCCUGCUCCUCGCCGCCCAUUGCUACUUUACGAGAAUUAAGAGAUCUGAUUGCAACAGAAAUUCUGCCUGGAACACCUGACACGCCAGAUAUUCAAGUAUUUGAAAAUUAUUCUUCUGUGCGUCAUACGCCAGCAUUCGCUGAUGAUGAAAAUCUGCCGUGGACUAGUGGAAUACACAAUAAACAGUCUCUUGUAGCUUACAGCGACACAGACGAAUCUUCUGACACUGAAACUAAAAGCAAAUUUGUAAAAUCUAAAAUUAUCAGCAAAUUUUUAAACAGACCUCUUCCAGUACGACGUUUGAGGAUUUAUUCGUCUACUGAUUCAGAAACAGACGUCACGAACGAUGGAUCCAAAGUAGUAUCUGUUCCUCAAUCUCCACAAACUUUUGAGGUCGCCGUAGAUGUACAUCUGUCUCCUAAAUCAAAAAUAAACCAAGUACCUGAAAGAUCCGAACAUAUUUUACCUCUAUCUCAGCAUUCAAAAUCUAUCAUUUCAGCAAGUCCGACAAUUUCAUACCUACCUCGGCCUCAAUGUACGUCUACAAGCCCAAGAAAUUCAUCACAAGACUCACCAGAUGAAGAUAACGUGACUUUAGCGCAAUUAAGUACAAAAUCUCCAUUCCAGAAAUUUAUGCCAACACCUGAUUAUGGCGAUAUUAAAACUAGACCACGAAAAAAAGCCUUAAACUAUAAAGGUCAAAGAGUAACAAAAGAUUUGUUUAAAAUUAAAGAUACAAAAGUCGGUGAAAAGAAAGCAAUUUCAGAUAAAUUAAAAAAACCUGUAAGAAAAGACACAAAUUCGAAAUCAAAUAAAAAGAAUGAAAAGAAUAGCACUAAGAAAAACGUAAAAACAAGAAGGAGGAAGAAAAAUAAGGAGGAAGAAAGUUGGUACUGUCACGCCUGUGAUGAAGACAAAGUCGCAGAUAUGAGAUCUUGCAGGGACUGUUCUAGGUGGUAUCACGAUGAAUGCAUUGGACUCACGACAGAGGAUGUUAACGCCUUUUUAUGUCCUGACUGUGAUUAA